Molecule: messenger RNA, 2643 nt
Organism: Spizellomyces punctatus DAOM BR117
Lineage: Eukaryota; Fungi; Chytridiomycota; Chytridiomycetes; Spizellomycetales; Spizellomycetaceae
Exons: 11
Coding region: 84-2450 (788 amino acids)
Source: RefSeq, a predicted model, not a curated record
GAAAGAUCUUUUGGAGUUUGCUUUUUAUCUCCACAUUAUUUUUUGAACGACUUGCCCUCCCCGUACGGGGAUACCCGGCGACCAUGCCUACUGUGUCGCGAACGCUGGCUUCCCUUGGCGGGAUGACCGCCAGACGUACUACUAUCUCGAAGCUCCUCAAGGCCAAAACAAUAUCUUUCUUUGGCGGAGUGUGUCUUCUUAUCAACGGAAUGACUGGCCCUGGUGUGCCUUUCACUCCGGCUACAUUCCAACAAUCUGGCUGGUUUUUCCCUACGAUCCUCUUUAUAAUAUUUGGACUGGUCUCCGCUUUGAGUAUCCUCUUUAUUAUUGAGGCCAUGCAAGCGGUGCCGGGAAAUAAACACUUUCAGGGAACUGUAGAGUUUGCGACUCUGAUCAACUUUUAUUUUGGAGAUCUAGCCCAUUAUCUGGGACAAUUCCUGCUUUACGGCGCACUCCAAUCGAAUGCCAUGUCUGGUAUUGUGAUUAUGGCUCAGGCAUUUGAUAGCAUGAUAAUCGAUAUAUUCGGCAAGACCUGUGGAUUGGCUUUAAGUGGGCCAAAUCGUGGAUGGUUCUGCGUGGUGAGUAAUUCGACAGAGUUUCCUUCUCCAUUUGGAGAUACUUGGAUGCUCUUUACUGUGGGACUGUUGCUCGUCCUCAUAUUUGCCUUUCCGCUGGGGAUCGUCAACCUUGACGAUAACAUCAUUGCCCAAAUAAUUGCCUUUUGGUUAUCCAUUGCGAUUGGACUUGAGUGGAUUGGUGCCUCUUUUCACCAGGGUUUAGAACCCUCGAGAGUUCCAGCAUUUGGAAGCGACUAUGCCACUGUAGUCGGUACUAUCAUGCUGAAUUUGGCGUGUACGACGGUCGUUCCAUCGUGGGUGAAUAUUAAGAAACGAACAGUGAGCGCUCAGAGCGUUGUAUGGACUGCAAUCGCCAUUGCAACUGCUUUCUAUAUGCUGGUUGGACUCAUCCCCGCUCUCGGAUUCCAACUUGAUAGUUCGGGAAACAUCCUUCCAACUUUAAUGAAAUCCGGCAAGCUAAACAAGGCGUCCGCCUACCUUUUUUCGAUUGUUAUGCUUUUACCUGCCAUUCCGGUAAAUUUCAUUGUUGCUCAAAAUAACAUGGUGCAGAACAAAGUCGCCGGAAAACGGACGGCUAUCUUUUUGGCGCACGUUCUUCCGUGGUUUCUCUGUAUUCCGCUGCAAACAGGAAAUUCCAUGCAGGCUUUCAUUAACUGGACUUCCCUGUUCUUCGUCUCUACUGCCAAUUUCAUUAUCCCCUUUGUUAUUUAUCUGAAAUGCCUAAGAUUCCGAAGAGAGUACAACGAAAGUCGAAUCCUCACUGAAAAGCAAAAACUGCUGUUGAAAGAGAUACACUGGUCAUCGAGAACCAUCCACAAGUUUAUUGAUGAAAAGUCCGUCCGUGACUCUCUUGUCGCCCCUGGCGGCGAACGGCGACUGCCUCGAGAUCGGUCGGAACUAUCAAUGCGUGGAGCCAUUCCUCCCUUGGAAAUUGAGACCGCCGCACCUUCCGAUAUUGUAUUGCCAACAUUGAGCAUACCACCACCAAUAGCUGUAACGCUCUCUGAAGAUGCCGCUGCAGUCCAAGUACCAAUGCCAUCACCGAGCGGCUCAAUUCUCAAGAACCCUCUAGGAAGUAAAGGAACGACUUCUGGACGGAAAAAGUCGGUGAUGAUGGCGUUACCUGACGAGCACCCAGUGGAGGAACAUGAGGACUCGGCGACUCUUCCAAGAGCAUCUAACAUUCACUAUGAAGCGAUGGAUGAUGCCUCAGUGACUACGGCUUCCACCGCACCAACAGGGGAGGGUAUGCGCCCGUCCUCGGAGAUUCAGAGAGGCGUCACAGCAUCCACAGCAGGGCCAUGGACGGCCGUGCGAUUAUCGACUGAGCAGGUGCAGGUGGGCGGUGCAGAAGAAUAUUUAAAAGAUGAUGUUCCGGAUCCCGAUCUGGAACACAAAAUUGCGAGACGGGAAACACAUCAUCCAUCCUGGGACAUGGAGGGUGGGGGAGGUGUACGAGGAACAUUGAAACGGGCGAUGAAAAGCAUGAGAGCCGCGAGUCCCUCAAGAGCCGGUGCAUCCUACACAAGACCGGGGAAGGAUACGUUAACUCGAGUUGCAGAAUCGGCGGACGGGCGCGAUAUGAUGGCACCGCAGGAUGUUCCACUGGAGCCUAUCCACGGAGGAGAGGAGCCUGGUCCGGCGCCUUCACGGCGUGAAACAACGGGCAGCAAUGCAACAGAUAUUUCAGAUGGAGCAGAUUUACUUCGCAAGGCCACUCUUCCAGUACAUCCCCAGUACAUUAGUCCCACGUUCAGAAGUAUACCUACAUGGUUUCCUGUCCGGGGUCGCGUGGUGGCCUGGACGUUAUUGGUCAUAACAGGGGGCAUCAGCGUAUCCAAUAUCAUCAUUGCCAUUGUAGCUCGAAAGUAGGACCAGUGUUUCGGGACUGGGACUAUGAAUGAGAGGAAAAGGGCCUUUCAUGUGGCUGCCUUAUUUUGUACGAUACUCGUAAUCUGCCGUAGUGAUCUGUUGAUAGUCCAGAUUCUGUGGACCCUUUUCUCUUUGUAAUUGCUGUCACUAGCGUUCACUAUAUAUAUACUUUUUGUUUGUCUUUCUACCUCGA